AUGGGGUGGGGGGAGUCUUUUGGACAGAGCAGCUCUAAGAAAACCGAACAACUGGAGACAGCUGGCUGCAAUUUUUCAGAUCCUCAGGAAAGUUCUGAGUUUGCUUCUCCGUGUGGCACUUUGGAGUUCCUAGCUGGCACCAUUACCUCCAACGAGUGGAGUUCUCCCACCUCCCCUGAGGGGAGCAACGACUCGGGGGGCAGCGAGGCCUUGGACAAACCCAUUGACAAUGACGCUGAGGGUGUGUGGAGUCCGGACAUUGAGCAGAGCUUCCAGGAAGCGCUAGCCAUUUACCCACCAUGUGGACGGCGAAAGAUUAUCUUGUCAGACGAAGGCAAGAUGUAUGGCCGAAAUGAGCUGAUUGCCCGCUAUAUUAAACUGAGAACAGGGAAAACACGCACAAGGAAACAGGUAUCUAGUCACAUCCAGGUCCUGGCAAGGCGGAAAGCUAGAGAAAUCCAAGCCAAGCUCAAGGUAUGAUGGGUAGACAAAUAUGAUUUUUCUAGUGAGAAAGAUCAGGCAGCUAAAGAUAAAGCCAUGCAGAGUAUGGCUACAAUGUCAUCUGCCCAGAUUAUCUCUGCAACUGCCUUCCAUAGUAAAAUGGCCUUGCCUGGUCUCCCACGACCAGCCUACCCUGCUGUUUCUGGGUUUUGGCAAGGAGCUUUGCCAGGCCAAGCUGGAUCUUCCCAAGACGUGAAACCUUUUUCUCAACAACCUUAUGCUAUACAGCCUCCGCUGCCAUUACCAGGGUUUGAGUCUCCUACUGGCCUCUCGCCUUCCCCAUCAGCACCAGCUUGGCAAGGACGAAGGGUUGCUAGCUCCAAACUUUGGAUGUUAGAAUUCUCUGCAUUCUUGGAACAACAACAAGACCAAGACACAUAUAACAAACACCUGUUUGUGCACAUUGGGCAGUCAAGCCCCAGCUACAGUGAUCCCUACCUCGAGGCAGUGGAUAUCCGGCAGAUCUAUGACAAGUUCCCUGAGAAAAAAGGGGGCCUGAAGGAGCUCUUUGAAAGGGGCCCAGCUAAUGCCUUCUUCCUUGUCAAAUUCUGGGCUGAUUUGAACACCAAUAUUGAAGAUGAAUCCAGAUCUUUCUAUGGCGUGUCCAGCCAAUAUGAGAGCCCAGAAAACAUGGUCAUUACCUGUUCCACCAAAGUGUGUUCCUUUGGAAAGCAAGUGGUGGAGAAAGUGGAGACAGAGUAUGCACGCUAUGAAAAUGGACACUAUUCCUAUCGCAUUCACCGUUCCCCUCUCUGCGAAUACAUGAUAAACUUCAUUCAUAAACUCAAGCACCUUCCUGAGAAGUAUAUGAUGAACAGUGUGCUGGAGAACUUUACUAUCUUACAGGUUGUGACAAACAGGGACACACAGGAGACCUUGCUGUGCAUAGCAUAUGUUUUUGAGGUGUCAACUAGUGACCAUGGUGCCCAGCAUCACAUCUACCGCCUGGUGAAGGACUAG
Molecule: messenger RNA, 1461 nt
Organism: Egretta garzetta (little egret)
Lineage: Eukaryota; Metazoa; Chordata; Aves; Pelecaniformes; Ardeidae
Gene: TEAD4
Product: TEA domain transcription factor 4
Exons: 13
Biological process (GO): hippo signaling; embryonic organ development; DNA-templated transcription
Cellular component (GO): transcription regulator complex
Molecular function (GO): DNA-binding transcription factor activity, RNA polymerase II-specific; RNA polymerase II cis-regulatory region sequence-specific DNA binding
Source: RefSeq, a predicted model, not a curated record